UCCCGCCCGGCACACUCCACCCACCCGCGGCUACUUGUGCCCCCCUCCACGGGCCGCCGGCAUUCCCGCCUUGGGCGGCCGCGGGAGCUGAGCCCGUCCUGUCCCAUCCCGGUACGGCGGUCAUGUCGCGGGGCCCUGCGGCGGUGGGGCGGCUGCUGGCGCUGCUGAUCUGUUUGAAUUAUGGACAUGGGCUCUAUGUGAAGGUUUAUAAUCGAAAUGACAGGAGUGGCCUGCUUUCUCAUCCCAGCAGCCCAGUCAGGCAGAAGCGAGAAUGGACCGUCCCUCCAGCUUUCAUUCGGGAGGAGGAGGACAAUUCCUACAAGAAUCCAAUUGCUAGAAUACAUUCAGAUCUUGAAGAUACAGGAAUAGUAGUAACUUACACUAUAUCUGGUCAAGGAGUAACAGAACCCCCUUAUGGAUUAUUUGUUAUCAAUGGAAAGACUGGUGACCUGAACAUAACAGGAAUUGUGGACAGAGAAAAGACUCCCUUUCUUCUUGUCCGAGGCCAUGCACUAGAUAAGAAUGGGGCAAAACUGGAAGAGCCAAUAGACCUCCCCAUUAAAGUUGUGGACAUUAAUGACAAUUUUCCAGUGUUUUCACAUGAAAUUUUUGUUGGUUCAGUUGAAGAAUUAAGUGAAACAGGUACAAUUGUAAUGAGGAUAAAUGCAACAGAUGCAGAUGAACCAAAUAAUCUAAAUUCCAAAAUUGCUUUCAGGAUUGUUUCCCAGAGCCCUAGUGCUGCAUUCAGCAUGGAUAAGAAUACGGGCGAGGUUCGAGUAGCAAAAAUAAACCUUGACAGAGAGACAGAAAGUAGCUAUUCUUUGGUGGUGGAAGCAAAGGAUCGUGGUGGUGAAAAAGGUGGGAAUGCUGCAACAUGUUCUUUAGAAAUCAAGAUUCUGGAUGUCAAUGACAAUCUGCCUGUGGUUGAAAGUCGUGCAUUUGAAGGAAGCAUUGAAGAAAACAGAGCAAAUGUGGAAAUUAUGCGAAUAAAAGUAUUUGACAAAGAUGAAGAGUUUUCUGAUAAUUGGCUGGCAAAUUUUACAUUUGUUUCUGGCAAUGAAGGUGGUUUUUUCAAAAUUGUAACAGAUACCCAAACAAAUGAAGGAAUUUUGACCGUUGUGAAGGAGCUGGAUUAUGAAAAAAUGCAAAGCCUAAACUUAGGCAUUGUUGUUACAAACAAAGCAGAGUUCCACAAGUCGAUUAAACCCAGUUACAAAGCAGAAACAAUUCCAAUCAAAAUUAAGGUGAUCAAUGUGCGGGAAGGCCCUGUGUUCCCUGGUGGCACAAAAAUUAUUGAAGCAAGUGAGAAACUGCAGAUAAAACAGGUUAUUGGACAGUAUCAAGCCUAUGAUGAAGACACUGGAAAAAUUGCAGAGCACAUUACAUACAUGAAAGGAAAAGAUGCAGCAAACUGGAUCACUGUAGACUCAGUCACAGGUGAAAUCCGACUUGCUAAAAAUCUUGAUUACGAAUCGCCUCAUGUAGUAAAUGGUACCUACACUAUCACCAUGUUGGGUGUGACUACUGAUUCCCCAAGGAAAACAAUCACUGGCACAGUUGUCAUUCAGGUUAAAGAUGAGAAUGAUAACUGCCCAGUUAUUGUGAACCCUGUGCAGACCGUGUGUUCAGAUGCAAAAUUAGUUGAUGUUACAGCUCAUGAUCUGGAUAGCUACCCAAACAGUUAUCCCUUCAGCUUUACUGUCAUUGAUGAGCCAGAAGGGACUGCAGAAAAAUGGAUAAUUGCAUCUGGAAAUGACACCAGCAUACAGCUGGUACCACAAAACCUGAAGCCGGGCAGAACUGAAGUUCCCUUGCUAAUAAAGGAUUUCCAAGGGGUCAGCUGUGCUCUGCCACAGUCUCUGCAGCUGACUGUCUGUGAGUGUACAGAUGAUGGUGUGUGCCAGGAGAGGUUUAUUGGUGCGAAGUCAGUGGGUCUGGGACCAGCAGCAGUUGCGCUAAUCAUCUUGGCAUUUUUACUUUUGUUGCUUGUUCCACUGUUGCUGCUGCUGUGUCCAGGUGGCUUGGGAGCAAAGGGAUUUGGUGGAGCAAAGACGUUUGCUGACAUACCAGACCACAGUGAAGCCAUGCUGCGUCAGUGGAACAGUGAAGGAGCAGCUCCUGAGGAGAAGGCAUUGCUAAGCUUCAUUCCACCCACUGCGCUUGGGAACGUGAAAGGAGGAACAACAGCAGCGGCAGCAGGAGCUGCAGCAGCAGGAAUGAGUGGAGAAGAAGCUCUAAUAGGAGCAGGCAGCUCUGUCUCUCACGUAGGAGAGCACCACAACACCAUUACCAGGGAAAGAUGGGAAGAGCAAAGGCGUCUUCUUUCUGCUGCUGACUAUGGAGCCACAGCUGGAGCAGCUGAAGGCAUGGCAGGUGUGGAUGGCAAGGCAGUCCUGUCUGGAGGAGGAGUUGCUGUGGGAGCGGCUGGAGCCAUGAAUGAAGAAUUCUUAAGAGACUACUUCAAUGAUAAAGCUGUCUCUUUUGCGGAUGAAGAUGAAGAGCAAGCUGCAAAAGACUGUCUCCUGGUUUAUUCCCAGGGAGAAUCAGGCUCCCCUCACGGCUCCGUUGGCUGCUGCAGCUUUAUUGAGGGGGAUCUUGAUGACCAUUUUCUUGAUGAUUUAGGAGACAAGUUUAAGACUCUGGCAGAAAUAUGUAUAGGUAGACAGAUCAACAUGAAAGACGGCGGCUACAAGAAUGAAUCAGGUUUUGGUCUUAGUGAAGCUAAGUCACAGUCCUUACAUCAGCAAAAUGCUUCUACCUCUGAACAAGCCUUUGCUUCAGGCAGUGGUUUCCAGUCCAUCCCACCCGUGCACACAGGCAGUGGCACAGGAGAAAGCACCCUGUCCAAGGAGGUGGUCACAGAAACAACCUUUUCAUCAUCCCAUUCUGGGCAGCACAGUGCCCAGCACCUCCCCACAGGCCACACAGGGAGCAAUGUCACUGUGAUGGAAACAUCCUAUUCUGUGGGGGCUCCUGCCCCCUCAGCCCCUGUCUUUCUAGACCCCCAGUUUAAGGAGAACGUAGUGGUGACAGAGAGAGUGCUGGCACCUGCAUCGAGCAUUCAGGGCAUGGUGAAAAUCCCUGAUUUGCCCCACGGAAGUAACGUGGUGGUUACAGAAAGGAUGGUGAAGUCGGUGGGUGCAGGGCCAGGAGCUCUGACAGUUCAGGAUCUUCCUGACUCUCAGUAUGUUGUGGUGAGGGAGCGAGAGAGGGUGCUUGUGCCUGCUGCAGAGCAGGGCUCGCUCAGCUUCCCCGCUGCGACAGAGGAGCACAGCACAGUGCUGAAUGAAAGGGUGGUGACAGCCUCGGGGCUGCAGAGCAGAGCUGAACAGGCAACAGGUGCCAGCUCAGGAAGGCAAGAGCGUGCCCUGAUCACAGACUCCUCGCUUAACCUGAUGGGCUCUGACUCACAAGGGCCAUCUCCUGCCAGUGCCACACUGAGCAAGUCUUCCAGGGUCACCAAGUACAGCACAGUGCAGUACACUCGCUCAUAGCCUGGCUCUAUGCAGGGGUGGCAGUGUCCAGCACUCUUCUGUCUGCAUGCAUCCUGCCUUGGGCUUUUCCAUGAGAUCCAAAUUUGCUGGAGCUUCCAGAUUGACAUGUACUCAUUUGCACUAAUUUGUAUAAAUAUGGAUUAUAUAGCCAGGAAGCAAAUAAGGAAAUCUGGUGUUAUGUUACAUUGGCAGGGAUGCCUUUGAAAUAGAAAGAUGUGGGAAAUACUCUUUUUUCCUGGUUUGCUAUUUUUUUUAUUGUUUAUUAUUAUACAGAUAGUGAACAAUGCCACAUAACCAGAGCUGCAUAAUUAUGGGAAAACAGGAAAAAAGUCUCCAAUCUAGUGACGGAUAGUAGCCUGCAAAGCACAAGUAAAGUUUUUGAACUGCU
Molecule: messenger RNA, 3882 nt
Organism: Serinus canaria (Common canary)
Lineage: Eukaryota; Metazoa; Chordata; Aves; Passeriformes; Fringillidae
Product: desmoglein-2
Exons: 15
Coding region: 123-3494 (1123 amino acids)
Biological process (GO): homophilic cell-cell adhesion
Cellular component (GO): plasma membrane; desmosome
Molecular function (GO): calcium ion binding
Source: RefSeq, a predicted model, not a curated record